Messenger RNA from Hordeum vulgare subsp. vulgare (domesticated barley), 1766 nucleotides. RefSeq names its product AAA-ATPase At3g50940-like. Lineage: Eukaryota; Viridiplantae; Streptophyta; Magnoliopsida; Poales; Poaceae. The record is from RefSeq and is a predicted model, not a curated record. Gene Ontology annotation, molecular function: ATP binding; ATP hydrolysis activity. Bases 118 to 1644 code for a protein of 508 amino acids. The transcript is spliced from 2 exons.
AUCCCCAGCUCAUUCAACACACACACACACUCUUCUACAUCAGGAACACAGACGGAACCAGAGCCACCAACCCACCCUCAGUCCCUCACACGAGAAGAAAACAGAGCUUCAAGAGCCAUGGCGCCGUCGUACGACAAGACCAUCGCCACGGCGGCCUCGCUGGCGGCCUCCCUGAUGCUCGUCCGCAGCCUGGCGAGCGAGCUGCUGCCGUCCGAGCUCCGCGACGCGCUGUCCUCGGCCCUCGCCAGCCUGCGCUCCCGCAUGACGUGGCAGCACACCAUCGUCAUCGAGGAGACGGAGGGGUGGUCCGGCAACCGCGUCUACGGCGCCGUCAAGGCCUACCUCGCCACGCGCACCAGCGCCAACCUCUCCAUGCAGCGCCUCCGCGUCAGCAGCACCGAGGAGGACGCCAAGAAGAUGGUGGUCAGCAUGGAGGCCGGGGAGGAGAUGGUGGAUUUGUACGAGGGAGUGGAGUUCAGGUGGUGCCUGGUCACCCGGGAGGUGAAGGGCGACCCCAACAAUGGCGGCGGCGCACGGGAGGUCAGGUCAUACGAGGUGAGCUUCCAUAAGAGGAGCAAGGAGAAGGCCCUGAAAGAGUACCUCCCGUUCAUCGUCGCCACGGCCAAGGCCAUCAAGGACCAGGAGCGGAGCCUCAGCAUCUACAUGAACGAGUACGGCGACGAGUGGUCGCCCAUCGACCUCCAGCACCCUUCCACCUUCGACACCCUCGCCAUGGACAGGAAGCAGAAACAGUCAAUUGUCGACGACCUCGACCGGUUCAUCAAGAGGAAGGACUACUACAGGAGGAUCGGCAAGGCAUGGAAGCGCGGGUACCUGCUGUACGGCCCGCCGGGCACCGGCAAGUCCAGCCUCAUCGCCGCCAUCGCCAACCACCUCAGGUUCAACAUUUACGACCUCGAGCUCACCGGGGUCGACUCCAACUCCGACCUCCGGAGGCUUCUCGUCGGGAUGACCAACCGGUCCAUUCUCGUGGUCGAGGACAUCGACUGCACCAUUGAACUCAAGCAGCGGGAGGAAGAAGACGAGGAACAUGCCACCAAGUCGAAUCCUACAGAGAAGAAGAAGGCAGAAGACAAGGUCACGUUGUCUGGGCUGCUCAAUUUUGUUGAUGGCUUGUGGUCGACGAGUGGGGAGGAAAGGAUCAUCAUCUUCACCACCAACUACAAGGAGCGUCUCGACCCGGCGUUGUUGCGGCCGGGCAGGAUGGACAUGCACAUCCACAUGGGGUACUGCACCACAGAGGCCUUCCGGAUCCUUGCCAACAACUACCAUUCCAUCGACUACCAUGUCGCCUAUCCGGAGAUCGAGGCGCUGAUCGAGGAGGUGACGGUGACGCCUGCAGAGGUCGCCGAGGUCCUCAUGAGGAGCGACGACACUGAUGCUGCGCUCCAUGAUCUUGUCAAGCUCCUGAAGUUAAAGAAGAUAGAUGCCACUAAGAUCGAAACUGAAAGUAAACAGGCGGAGGAGAAGAAAGACACCAAUGAGACCAAGACCCAGAGUAUGCAGGUGGACGAGAAGAAAGUUGUUGCUGAGAUCAAGACUGAAUGUGUGCAGGUGGAGGGGAAGAAAAAUGACAAAAAGGUGGUUGUGAAGAAUGAUUUCACAGAAAACGGAAGCGGCUAGGAGUGGGGAAGCUGACGGUGACCAGAGACUACGCGCGUACCAAUUAGAUAGGUCCUACGGGAGAUCCAUUGGAACAUAUGUUGAUCAUUUUGACACCUAAUAAAAUCACAUUGUCUGGAGUA